Messenger RNA from Parascedosporium putredinis, 711 nucleotides. The record is from the annotation of a GenBank genome assembly. Lineage: Eukaryota; Fungi; Ascomycota; Sordariomycetes; Microascales; Microascaceae.
AUGGCGCAAUCAGUAGACCCGACAUGGAGGAAGAAGGUGCUCAAAGUCAUCGUCAUCUCACUUCUCCUGGACCUGAUUUCCUUCACAUUCAUCCUUCCGCUCUUCCCGAAGCUCCUCGAAUACUAUCGCGACCACGAAGCCGCCACCCCGCUUUCCGCCGAUGGCUCCGCGAGCCUCCUGCAAACCGUUUUCGACUACCUCAACCGCUACAAGGCUGCGUUUGAGCGCAAGAUCGAUUCGAGAUAUGACAUUGUCCUGCUGGGUGGCGCCUUGGGCAGCCUGUUCUCUCUGCUCCAAGCCUUCGCAUCUCCGCUCAUCGGAAUGCUCUCGGAUAGGUACGGGCGUCGCGCCGCUCUUCUCACCAGCAUGACGGGCAACAUCUUGUCCGUCCUUCUCUGGGUUGUCGCCGUAGACUUCCGUACCUUUGUAGCAUCUCGCGUCGUCGGCGGCCUUUCCGAGGGCAACGUCCAGCUUGCGACGGCGAUGGCCACGGAUAUUUCGGACGACAAGUCUCGUGGCUCAACCAUGGCUCUCAUCGGCGCCUGCUUCUCCAUUGCCUUCACCUUUGGCCCGAUGCUUGGCGCCUACCUUUCCUCCAUCGCCACCGUGGCCCAGAACCCAUUCGCGACCGCCGCCGGCGUUUCCCUCUUCCUUAUCGUUGCCGAGACCUUGUACCUCUACUUUUACCUCCCCGAAACCCUCCCUCGAUGA